AAACCCGCUCCCACCCAAUCCAUCAUCGAGGGUACUUCUGGAAAUUUUUCUCUUCCUUCAUUCCACCUUCUUUUGUGGGUUCUACCUUUACUCUUCCAUCUCCCUCAUUUUUAUCUUCCACUUCAAUCAUGUCGGACGAAGUCUACGAGGGUGCCGUCGGCAUCGAUCUUGGCACGACUUACUCUUGCGUUGCCAACUAUGAGGGCACCAAUGUCGAAAUCAUUGCCAACGAGCAGGGUAGCUACACCACUCCCUCUUUCGUUUCUUUCACCGACAAGGAGCGUUUGAUUGGUGAGGCUGCCAAGAACCAGGCUGCUAUGAACCCUCAGAACACUAUCUUUGACAUCAAGCGUCUGAUCGGUCGGCGGUUUGAUGACCCCAUUGUCAAGAAGGAUGUCGAGUCGUGGCCUUUCAAGGUCGUUGACCAGGGUGGAAACCCCGUCGUCGAGGUUGAUUACCUUGGCGAGACCAAGACCUUCACUCCCCAGGAGAUCUCCUCCAUGGUGUUGAUGAAGAUGAAGGAGGUUGCGGAGGUGAAGCUUGGAAAGAAGGUUGAGAAGGCCGUCAUCACUGUCCCGGCCUACUUCAACGACAACCAGCGUCAGGCCACCAAGGACGCUGGUGCCAUCGCCGGUCUUAACGUCCUGCGUAUCAUCAACGAACCCACCGCCGCUGCUAUCGCGUAUGGUCUUGGUUCCGGAAAGUCUGAUAAGGAGCGUAAUGUCCUGAUCUACGAUCUUGGUGGUGGUACUUUCGAUGUUUCCCUGCUUAACAUCCAGGGCGGUGUUUUCACUGUCAAGGCUACUGCUGGUGAUACUCACCUUGGUGGUCAGGAUUUCGACACCAACCUUCUUGAGCACUUCAAGAAGGAGUUCCAGCGCAAGACUAAGAAGGAUAUGUCUGGCGACCCCCGCGCUCUUCGUCGUUUGAGAACCGCUUGCGAGCGUGCCAAGCGUACUCUGUCUAAUGCUACUCAGACCACCGUCGAGAUUGACUCUCUCUUCGAUGGCGAGGACUUCAACUCGAACAUCACUCGUGCCCGCUUUGAGGAACUCAACGCUAAGGCUUUCUCCGGUACCCUGGACCCUGUUGAGCAGGUUCUUAAGGAUUCCGGCCUUGCCAAGAACAAGGUUGACGAGAUUGUCCUGGUUGGUGGUUCGACCCGUAUCCCUCGCAUUCAGAAGCUCCUCAGUGAUUUCUUCGACGGCAAGAAGCUCGAGAAGAGCAUCAACCCCGAUGAGGCUGUUGCCUACGGUGCUGCCGUCCAGGCUGGUAUCCUUUCCGGCAAGGCCACCUCUGCCGAAACUCAGGAUCUUCUGCUCCUUGACGUUGUUCCCCUCUCUCUUGGUGUUGCCAUGGAGGGUAACAUCUUCGCCCCGGUUGUUCCCCGCGGCCAGACCGUUCCGACUAUCAAGAAGCGUACCUUCACCACCGUCGUGGACAACCAGACUACUGUGCAGUUCCCCGUCUACCAGGGUGAGCGCACCAACUGUGCCGACAACACCUCCCUGGGAGAGUUCACUCUUGCUCCCAUUCCUCCUAUGAAGGCUGGCGAGGCUGCUCUUGAGGUUGUCUUUGAGGUUGAUGUCAACGGUAUCCUCAAGGUUACUGCCACUGAGAAGUCUUCCGGCCGCACUGCCAACAUCACCAUCUCCAAUGCUGUUGGCAAGCUGUCCACCACUGAGAUUGACCAGAUGGUCGAGGAUGCUGCCAAGUUCAAGACUAGCGACGAGGCUUUCACCAAGAGAUUCGAGACCCGCCAGCAGCUUGAGUCUUACAUUUCCCGGGUUGAGGAUAUCAUUUCUGACCCUACCAUGUCCAUGAAGCUGAAGCGCGGCAACAAGGAGAAGAUUGAGUCUGCUCUGAGCGAUGCCAUGGCUCAGCUUGAGAUCGAGGACUCCACCCCUGAGGACUUGAAGAAGAAGGAGUUGGCCCUCAAGAGACUCAUUACCAAGGCUAUGGCCACCAGGUAAAGAUAAGUGCCGAUACCUACACGAAUAUAGAGUUUGAUGUCAUUGAAUGGCCGAUAUCUUUUCAUUUUGACCAUGUUCCCCCGACUUGUUUACGUAUCCCUUCUGCAUAAAAAAUCGAAUCAUUCAUGUCUUUGAAGGCGUAUACAAGACUUCUUUGUCUAAGCAUGGUCAUGUCAUGUCUCUAAUGCAAAUGCUUCCUUUAACAUUUUCAAUUCUAAAAGUCUCUUUGGAAUGAAGUCAAAAGCUUUUUAUGAUUACACGGGCCUAGGUCCCAUAUCUUACUUACACAUCAUCAACUUGCACAUCAUCGUGCCCCUUACAUAUAUGAAUAUAACUUGAAAUCUUUUUCUUCAUAGGUACUACUGGUUCCGUUUACAAUAUCAUUGCCAGG
This is a messenger RNA of Penicilliopsis zonata CBS 506.65, 2364 nucleotides long. RefSeq lists its product as hypothetical. Gene Ontology annotation, molecular function: ATP hydrolysis activity; heat shock protein binding; ATP binding. The record is from RefSeq and is a predicted model, not a curated record. Bases 129 to 1973 code for a protein of 614 amino acids. Lineage: Eukaryota; Fungi; Ascomycota; Eurotiomycetes; Eurotiales; Aspergillaceae. Gene Ontology annotation, cellular component: cytosol; plasma membrane; nucleus. Gene Ontology annotation, biological process: protein refolding; cellular response to unfolded protein; vesicle-mediated transport. The transcript is spliced from 7 exons.